CGCUGUUUUAGGCAGUUCCCAACGGCGAGCGACAUCGUCCAGAGAGACUUCUCCAACCUACCAACCAACCAACCAGCCAGUUGACCAGUCAAGCUGUGCCCAUCUCCGAAUCUCAGCGACCCAACGUUCUUCAGUGAAUUUCACCAGCAGAUCUCUGCCGAAGCUGUAAAAAAAUGGCUACGAUGAAUCUUAGUUUGAUGACACUGGCGAUGUUGGCCGGCCUUGCGGGGGUUUUCGCUCUUCCAACCGGCUCGUCCGCCGAAGCUACCGAGGAAAAAUACGAGCACUUCACCCUGCCGAUCAACGAGCGCGGGACGAAGUUUAACGAGGAGGCUGACGUGGACCAUGAGGACAAGAUAGUGGUCUUCAGCGUGCCAGACCACAACACCGUGUCCAACAGCAAAGUCAUGCUCGACUUUAUCAAUAGGAAGGUGAUGACCCUGUUUGUGGACAAGAACCAGUGCCUGUUGUCCGACAUGUCACCAGACAUGGCCCCGUUCGAACGUGUGGAAGAGGGACUCAAGCUGGUCUCUGACCCCGACGUGCCCACCCGCAUCGUCCGUAAGACCUCCGAGGAGACCAACCGACGCGUCCUGCUGGACCAGGUGUGGGACAGGUCCUUCCUGAGCCCGGAGAUGCAGAAGAUGUGUGCCGGGGCGGAGAUCCACCGUGUGGAGGAGAUCGGAGAGGAUCCCGAGAUCGAGGAAGGACAGUCAGAGUCCGACGGUGGUGAGGCUGGGGCUUCCCGAGUUCGACGGCUAGUAAUCAACUGCCCGCCGAACAUGUGGAUGUGGAGGUGCACCCUCCGUACCAACAGCUGUGUCUACUACUACACUUGCAACAGUGUUCCCGGGCAACCUGGCGCGGCACCAGACCAUCACCGAUGCACCAACAACCACCUCUUCUCCGGUAGUGCCUGGCAGUGUACCCCCUUCUGCCCUUGAUAAUACCGUGAACAUGUACGGUUUGGGGCCUUUUAGAAGCAAAGCCCUUGGCUGUAGUUCUCUAAUUCGUGGCUUUAAAAUCUGUUCAUGGAUGGCUGCAUGCGUAAUGUAACCUUUACGCUUUCCAUGACCUAAUUCUAUCAUUCUAUAUUCAACAUUGGUGAACAAGUAGGCAACGGUAUAUUUUCGGUAUCUUCUAGUAGAAAAUUCGCAGUUAUUUCACGCUUCACGCCUGCGUCAUCAUACAUCAUUGAUUUUAAUAAUUCAGAUAGAAUCUACAUGUAUGACAUAUUUGAUUUGAUCUGUUCAAAAUUGAGCAACAACGCUAAGAUGACUUUUUUGUCGCUUGGUGUGUUCGGGUACUUGUGUCACUACGUAUUAUACUCAUGUGAUCCUUAAUAAAACGAAAUAUAUUCCGUUACA
This is a messenger RNA of Branchiostoma floridae (Florida lancelet), 1367 nucleotides long. RefSeq lists its product as uncharacterized. The transcript is spliced from 7 exons. Lineage: Eukaryota; Metazoa; Chordata; Leptocardii; Amphioxiformes; Branchiostomatidae. Bases 174 to 944 code for a protein of 256 amino acids. The record is from RefSeq and is a predicted model, not a curated record.